Messenger RNA from Zootermopsis nevadensis, 4612 nucleotides. RefSeq names its product choline transporter-like protein 1 (gene Ctl1). Gene Ontology annotation, molecular function: transmembrane transporter activity. Gene Ontology annotation, cellular component: membrane. Gene Ontology annotation, biological process: transmembrane transport. The record is from RefSeq and is a predicted model, not a curated record. NCBI's taxonomy places the organism in Eukaryota, Metazoa, Arthropoda, Insecta, Blattodea, Termopsidae.
GGCUUUGCUCUGAUGAUGCAAGCAGUAAGGACCUUCGAAAAGUCAUUUUCUACCAGCCUACACAAUGUCUCAAAAGACAAUAAUCAGAUUUGUAAAAUGCUUUGCUGUGUUUGCGAAUUUUUGGAGGUGUUGGUUACGUUGGAUGGUAGUUACCAUCGUUACUGAAUGAGCUCUCGGCACUGGAUGCUGAGUUGGAUUAUUACCAACUGUUAUCACCGGACCGCAUGUAUAAUGUAGUUGCCCGCUAACAUUAAUUUACCUAUCGUUAUGUUGGUGAACCUGUCAAUAGUGAGCAUUGAGAUGAGCCUCAGGUGAAUUUUCCAACAUAUUCCAUUCGUGAGGGCUAUAUUUGUUGUUAGUAUUGUAGUGUUGGUAUUACACUUUGAGGAGUAUGUUUUGCUAGUGGGUGUGUUUACUUCAUGGAAUUAUAAAAUAUGUCCUGCUGUAAUAGUGACUCCGAUACUGCUGCUAGAAACGAAGGGAAUACAACUCGGGGUUGUACUGACAUAUUAUGGCUGUGCAUCUUUAUUUUGUUUUGGUUUGUUAUGAUUUAUAUUGCAGCUUUUGCUUAUGUGUAUGGAGACCCUUUAAAACUUAUCAAUGGUUAUGACAGUUUUGGUAAUACUUGCGGUGUUCCAAACAACGAGAAGAUGGGUGGUCUCGAAUUAUCAGGACUUGAUACCAGUGAUAAACGGUACUUAUUUUAUAUGGAUGUUAAAGAUAUUCAAAACUCACUGAAGAUUUGUGUUAAACAGUGUCCUGAUCAUAAUUUGGUAAAUUUUGCAAAUGUUCAGGAAUUUUAUGAGAGAACUGGGUCACUUCUGUGCACUUAUGGCUUUAACUUGAAUAGUCAAGAAUGGCAGCAGAACAGUAAAAGUGCAGUACUUCAGACAAAGUUCGGACCUUGUCCGCCCACACCAAUUUAUGACAGUGUUCCAGUGCUGAAUCGAUGCGUACCUCGACCAGUAAAGGAAUUGGUCUUUUCCGUGCUGAAUAAUUGGGAUACAGUCGAACAAGUGCUGGGUGACUUGUAUGCGACAUGGAGAGAAAUAUUGGGACUCACAUUCCUUGCAUUUGUUUUGUCUAUAAUAGUAAUUGCCGUUCUUCAUCUACUUGCAUCUUUUGUGGCGUGGAUAUUCAUGAUAAUUGUCAGCAUCACAGCAGUUGUUGGCACAGGAGUGUUGUGGUGGACAUACGCAGAUUUAAAGCGUCAGUUGGACAGUACACCAGAAAGCCAAAUGCUGAGGGAGUCGGUUAAGAACGAGAGUGCCUUCCUGGUCUAUUCUAUUGUGGCGACGAUCAUCACGAUUAUAAUCCUGUUGCUGGUGAUAGCUGUGCGUAAGAGUAUCAGCUCGAUGGCUCGUGUGUUUGAAGAGUCUGCACAGUGUCUGGCAGCAUUGCCAGCUCUUUUCCUUCAACCGUUCAUAACAUUUAUAGCGCUCAUGGUUUUUUUUGCCUUCUGGGUAUCUGUGAUUAUCUGUUUGGCAACUUCAAAUUACCCCGGAUCAGAGUUCUUACAUCCUUUAGUGGAUCCGUCACUUAUUCCAGACAUCAGCCAUUCGCAGUCCGCAUCUUCAGCAUUCAAAUUGUCUGUCUCAUUGAGUAACAUCUCUCUGUCUGGACUCAAACGAUUCACAUUCUUUGAGAUGGAACCGUCGUGGGUUCGGUACAUGUGGUGGCUCUACCUGAUCGGUUUGGUGUGGACUUCAGAGUUUAUCCUGUCCUGCCAACAGAUGGUGAUAGCUGGGGCAGUAGCUCAUUGGAUGUUUGCCAAUCGAAACAAGGAAAGCGGUUCUGUGAUGUCUUCAGUGGGUAAGCUGAUAUGCUAUCACUUGGGUUCCGUGGCUAAGGGCUCGUUCCUUAUUACGAUCUUCAAACUUCCAAGGCUGGUACUAAGCUACAUAGACAGAAAACUGAGGAAACACAAGGCUGCAGGUUCGGAGUGCGCUUCGUGCGGCUUGAGAACGUGCAUUUGCUGCUUGUACUGCCUGGAGAAUUUUAUUAAAUUCAUUAACCACAAUGCAUAUACUGUAAUAGCAAUGGAGGGGUACAGUUUCUGCACGUCUGCCAAGAUUGCAUUUAAUACUUUGGUCAGUAAUGCGCUGGAUUUGGCAGUUUUGAACAGUGUCGGCGACUUCAUCUUGUUUUUGGGAAAGUGUUUCGUUACGGCAGCCACUGGCUCUAUUGGAUUGGUUAUUAUGAAACAAAACCCUCAUUUGCAUUUUUAUGCAGUUCCGACCCUCAUUGUGUGUAUAUUUGCGUACUUCAUAGCGCAUUCGGUGCUUACGCUGUAUGAGAUUGUGAUAGACACUAUGUUCCUAUGCAUGUGCGAAGGAAAAAAGCUGUAUGGCAAUGAAUGGGGUGAACCGUCUGGCAAAAUGAAAGAAACAAAUGGCGAUAGUAGCAACGAAUUGGAGCCUAUGAAUAGUAUGAGAUAAGUUAUCAUUCUGGAAUGCUGUCGUAAUUAUUUUAUGAUAGACGGUUACAAUUUUACAUCCUAGGGAAUGAAUUCUGUGAUAUAGAUGGCAGUUGCGUUGAUACUGAGGUGAUAUAAAUUUUAUGGUUGGUGCUGCUUUUGGUAAAGUGAGGUAAGUAACUUUCAAACGGGAACAUCCGUCACGCCGUGCAUCACUUAAUUGCCUUCAAGAAUUUCAUGUGUUUUAUGUACUGACACGUCUUACACUCUUCUUCCUGCAUUUAUUAUUAUUUCCAAUUAUUCCUUUAGAUUUCAUACCUUCACAUUUAACCUUUAUCAUAUAGGAAUAUGGAUUUUAAACAGGGCUGCCAGGCAGAGUUACUAGUUUAGCAGUACGCACGCUACUGUGACAUGGCCGACCAGACCACACACGUUACGACGCAGCUGGUAAAGUUUAUUGAAGUAUUCUUCAGAUUUGAACUCGUGAUAAUAUAUCGGGGCUUGCAUCACAGCGGUUUGGCGUGUCUUGUAGAAGGAACUGUCAUUUACAAUUUACUUACCAAUAUAACAAAAUGAAAAGCCCUACAUAGAAUUCUGUAGCUAAGUGAUACAUUUUUAUUCCUUAAGUUGUAUCGGCCAUGUUUCACACCUUACACGUGGUAUGUAGGUUUGAUCGUCAGUGGUGGUAUCCUAAUGUUACGCAUGUGGCUGUGUGUCAUGUUAAGAUACCGCUACUGUUAAACCUCUCCGAGAGUUAUUCUUUAGUUUGUAGCCCCUUAGCACAUACCUUAUUCCUGUGUGAUAAAGAUUAGUAAAUUCUUCCCCGUCUAAAAACAGCCAGAAUAUAUUUAAGACUGAACUUUUAUAUCAUCUUCAACUUCUAAUGAAUUUUUAAUUCCUGUAUUAUAUUUACAAAUAUUACUGUAUAUUAUUAAUCUAGCACUUGAUUGGAAGUAGUGCAUGGAAUAAUAUCUUUUUUUCAACCAGGUAACAGGCAACAUUUUCAGUGCCUUAUAUGAAUUUUAUUGCAGUAGCUUAUAAAAGGUGUUAGUGUGCGUUUCAUUGCAUGGGCUGCUUAGUGUUGCAGUGAGCAGUUCUGAAACUGCGAUGCGUCAAAAUACACCCGCUAAGUACCUGUAGUGAUUUUUUUUAUAAAUAUUUGAUUUGUCAUAUUUAACUUUGAUUCACAUAAAGUGCAGACAUGUUAGUGUAUAUAAUGUUAUUUUAUAUUCUGCCUAUUAUUGUUUUAAUAUUAGUAUUUGGAGUGUGAGAUGGGGAUUUGAUGUAUGGAAUUGAAUGGAGUUAGAAUUAUAAACUGAAGCAGAAAUGUCCUGUGCUGUUUCGUGCUUGAAUGUCGUGACUUUCUACAAAGAAAUAUAUGAAAUUUUAUACAAAACAUUUUUCCACUCCAGCCAUUGAAUUGUACAUUUCAAAUUAUAUAUUUUUUUAGAUUUAUAUUUUAAAUUUUUGUCUUCAGAGGAAGAUCCAUAAGUUAGCUGUUAUUUGAACUAUUUUUUGUGAAAUGUUUUUUAUUGUUGUUACUAAUACAAAAGAAUAAUAUAGUAUUACAAAUGUUUGUGAAUUUGUGAACUGUCUUGUGGGGUAUGCUGUAAGCUUCAGUGUAAGGCAGAAUCAGUCCUGAUGUAGGGAGCAGUCUGCUUUAAAUGAUCUCAUUUUGUCUACUUUUGUAAAAUAUUUUAUUCUGACUUUUUAGUUAUCAGUUUAGAUGCAUCAAGCUUUGAAUAUACUGAAAUAAGCUGCAGUUGGAGUUUGGAGUAAUACACUAAUAGGUACUUGUUUAUACGUCAGUCUUGUAUUUGUUAUGAUGUAAACUGGCAUCUGAUACAUAAUCACCCAGCUGUAAUUCAACCAUUCCAGUUGCAUGCAUUAUGCAUUUUGUUAUUGUGCCAUCAUGUAAUUCAUAUAAUACCAGGGUGUUUAUCACAACUGUACAGUGCUGGUUAUGAUUAAAUAAAAUUAGGGGUUAAAAAUAUUACAUAUCUCCAUCUAGGUUUACUGUGUAGCUGUGCAGAAAAUUUUGCUUAAGGUGAGUAGAAAAUAUUUAAACAGGUAGACAUACAAAUUUUUAAUAAUGUAUUAAGUGCAGCUGAAUGUAAAAUAGCUUGGACAUGACAGAGAAAUGUAAAUUUGCACAGAUUAAUAGAGUACCAGUAAAAAUUUUGGUUCUUGCAUAAA